UUUAGGUUCAUUUCAUAAAACAGAUGUAAACCGAUUAUGAGACAUUGUACUUCCUUUUCCGGUAAAACGUUAGCCCCUAGCCGAAGCUACCUGCGAGCUAAGGGAAAUCACCAUAUAUCUCACAAUGGGGUUUGUGAAAGUUGUUAAAAAUAAAGCCUACUUCAAGAGGUUUCAAGUCAAAUUCCGAAGGAGGAGAGAGGGCAGAACAGAUUACUAUGCUCGUAAACGACUUGUUGUUCAAGAGAAGAAUAAAUACAACACCCCAAAAUACAGACUGAUUGUCCGCUUCACUAACAAGGACAUUAUCUGUCAGAUAGCGUAUGCCAGAAUCGAGGGAGACAUAAUCAUAUGUGCUGCAUAUGCACAUGAACUUCCUCGUUAUGGUAUCAAGGUCGGGCUAACAAACUACUCUGCCGCAUACUGCACAGGACUUCUUAUUGCUAGAAGGUUAUUGAAAAAGUUUAACUUGGACAGUAUUUACCCUGGACAAGAACAAGUAGAUGGAGAUGAAUUCUAUGUUGAAGAUGUUGAUGGAAAGCCGGGAGCUUUCCGUUGUUACCUUGACGUCGGCCUCGUGAGGACCACAACUGGUGCCCGUGUUUUUGGAGCCAUGAAGGGAGCUGCUGAUGGUGGCAUUGACAUCCCACACAGCACAAAACGUUUCCCUGGUUACGAUUCUGAGAGUGGAGAAUUCAGCGCCGAAGUUCACCGUGACCACAUCUUCGGUAAACAUGUUGCCGAGUACAUGAGGAAAUUGAGUGAAGAUGAUGAAGAUGCUUACAAGAAACAAUUUUCACGCUUCAUCAAAAAUGGUCUUACCGCUGAUAAUUUGGAAGAGAUGUACAAGAAGGGACAUGCAGCAAUCCGUGCUAACCCAGAAGCCAAGGCCAAACCAACAAAGGAGGUGAAGGUCAAGAGGUGAGGAUAUUUUCUGCUCAUUUAAGGCAAAAUUAUCAAGAACUUGCUUGUAAUACAUA
This is a messenger RNA of Ruditapes philippinarum (Manila clam), 977 nucleotides long. Its product is annotated as large ribosomal subunit protein uL18-like. Gene Ontology annotation, biological process: translation; ribosomal large subunit assembly. Gene Ontology annotation, molecular function: 5S rRNA binding; structural constituent of ribosome. Gene Ontology annotation, cellular component: cytosolic large ribosomal subunit; ribosome. Bases 125 to 922 code for a protein of 265 amino acids. The transcript has 7 exons. Lineage: Eukaryota; Metazoa; Mollusca; Bivalvia; Venerida; Veneridae. The record is from RefSeq and is a predicted model, not a curated record.